Messenger RNA from Closterium sp. Naga37s-1, 1038 nucleotides. Lineage: Eukaryota; Viridiplantae; Streptophyta; Zygnematophyceae; Desmidiales; Closteriaceae. The record is from the annotation of a GenBank genome assembly.
AUGUUGACGCGCAGCGGAACGAGUAACAGCGUUUCAACGGUCGCCGCACGGAAUAGAGGCGCAGACGGGGGCUCAGGCGGAGCCUCAGGAGGAGUUUUUGGCGGAGGCUCAGGGGGAGGCUAUGGCGGAGGCUCGGGCGGAGUCUCAGGGGGAGGUUAUCAUGGCGGAGGCCCAGGAGGAGGCUAUGGCGGAGGCUCAGGAAAUGGCUUUGGCGGAGGCUCAGGGGGAGUAUCAGGGGGAGGCUAUGGCGGAGGCUCAGGGGGAGACUUUGGCGGAGGCUCAGGGGGAGGCUUUGGCGGAGGCUCAGGGGGAGCAUCAGGGGGAGGCUAUGGCGGAGGCUCAGGGGGAGGCUUUGGCGGAGGCUUAGGGGGGGGCUUUGGCGGAGGCUCAGGGGGAGUAUCAGGGGGUGGCUAUGGCGGAGGCUCAGGGGGAGGCUUUGGAGGAGGCUUAGGGGGAGGCUUUGGAGGAGGCUCAGGGGGAGUAUCAGGGGGAAGCUAUGGCGGAGGCUCAGGGGGAGGCUUUGGGGGAGGCUCAGAGGGAGGCUUUGGCGGAGGCGGAGGCUUAAUAGGGGGAGACCCAAGCGGAAGCUUGGGCGGGGGACCAGGCGGAAGGUCAGGCGGAGUGUUUGGCGGAGGCCUACUAAGCGCAAGCGCUGGCGCAGGCGGGCUCUCUGGCGACCCGACUCGGAUCAACGAGCCCUUUGCGUUUGAGCCGGAUGAACCAGCUGGUAGUGUGCUGUUGCCCUUUGCGCCGACUCAAACGCCGACUAGUGGGCUGCUGGGAUCGACGCCAUGGUAUUCCGGUGUUGGCGCCGGCGGCGGCGGCGGCGCCACCGGUGGUAGUUUUAGCAGCAGCGGCAGACACAGCGACGUUCCCCCGGAGCAGUUCCUCCGAUGGACCAACGAGGAGGACAGGGUGUUGCUGCGCCACGUCACGCGCUACGGAACGCGCAACUGGGGGCUGCUGCAGCGAAGCCGCUCGCUGCCUCUGCGCGACAACAAGGCAUGCUGCAACCGCUUCAUUCUUCUCAAAAAGUGA